UUGAGAUAAAUGAGGGAGCGACGCCGAGGCAAGAGUUUGUUGACCUCUGACCUGAAAGUUUUGGCGCGAAAUGGUGUGGCAGUAUGUGUCAACAUAUCAUUUGUUUAUCUGUGCGUUCUCUUCCGCGUAAUCGCCCCCAAGGAAAAAAUGCGAAAACUUGAUUGGUCAUAGAUGUAUGUUUGCAUGCGUGUGAUAAUAAAAUUCGCGUCAGUGCAUAGGGACACCCGUUUUUUUAACAGACGAAGCGAAGGGGGAGGGGGCGAGGUCCAGUCCCAAAAGUUCUUACAACAUUGUGCAAUGAAGAACCACCAAUAACAAUGAAGUAUGGCAUCAACAGACAAACAGUUUAGUCGUGAAGAAGCCCAUUUCCUUCUGAUGCACGGGAACCUUCCAUCUCCUGCUGUUUUCAAAGGCAUGGUUGAAGAUUGGCCGGCGUUAAAGUGGAGUCCAGCAAGAUUAGCUCAAGUGCUCGAAAAUAGAACUCUGCGAUUCCGCACAGGACCACGGAAUCCGGCGUCUAAAGAUGUACUGUGGGAGACGGACUGUGAGUACAUAGAUGCUACACUGCAGCAGUUCUGUGAGUGGUUAGACCCUGUCUCCUCGCCUGCACCCAGAGAAGAGUGUGUAACUGACAACAAAGAAAACAGUAACCCCUUCCAGCCCUACCACCCAGCACACACCUGGGCUUACCUGGACUACAAGUACAUGGCAGAAGUAUUCUGUGAUCAACCAGACAUUCUGCAGGGUGUGAGGUGGGAGGACUUUGGCUUCCCAGGUCGCACUGGCACGGAGAGUACGAUAUGGGUCGGCAGCGCGGGAGCACACACUCCCUGUCACUACGACACCUACGGCUGCAAUCUGGUGCUCCAGGUGUAUGGAAGGAAAAAGUGGGUUCUUUUCCCACCUGAAGACAGUGCAAAUCUGUAUCCUACACGGCUGCCGUAUGAGGAGUCCAGUGUGUUCAGUCAGGUGAACGUGGCUCAUCCUGACAUUCAACAGCAUCCUAAGUUGAUGAGCAGUCACCCCCAUGUUGUGAUUCUGGAGCCUGGCGAUGUUCUGUUCGUCCCUAAACACUGGUGGCAUUACGUGGAGUCCCUCAGCACCAGCGUAGCUGUCAACUCAUGGAUAGAGAUGGCCAGUGAUGCGGAGGAUCGUCUGCAGGAGGCUGUGGUCAGGCUGGUGCUACUGUCAAUCAAAUCUGAUGCUGACCAAUCACCGUGGCUUAAUCCAACAGAGAAUGUGACAUCUAGAGCAUCAAACCUGGGUUACCUUCAGGCAGCACUGGAAGAACUAAGAGCUAGAAAUGGACCAGGAUCCACUGGGGCCUCAAACUGUACCUUCGCUGGGGGAUGCCCUUUUCCUCAGGAGGACACUAAAACUACCCCACCUCCCAGCAAGAGGAGUAAACUGGAAGAUUCUAAUACUAGAACUGAAGCAUCUGAUCGCACCAACUCUUAUUCAACUCCAUCCUCUUGGUUUGGGCCGAACCUCGUACCUGUGCUACCGUGUAAAGAUUAUAUCACAGACAAACUGUGUAGCAUGCAGGCUAGUGAUGUUACUGCAGACAAGCUGAGUCAGGAAAGGACUUCAGUAGCUGUAAGACCAGCAGAUUCAUCAGCAGCAGCUAAACACACUGCAGUACAGCACACUGCAGAAAUGACUGCAGGAGAAAGUAUGACAACAAAAAGACGUGAAGUAGCAAAAACUGCAGAACAAACUACAGCAAAACAGACUCCAGAUGAACAUAUGUCUUCAUCAGCAAAGGUUAAGGCAUGCUUAGAAGGCUCAGAGAGUGCAGACAUGUCCAGGAGCAUGGAGCAGGACAGGGGAUUGCGGGAACUAGAGAGCACUAUUGUGAACUGUUUGGUACAGCCACAUGUUGUGCAAGAAGUUGCCAAGCUACUGAAGGAAAGGCUUAGGUUGUCAUAGAAUUUACCAUGAGAAAUCUUGCUGGAAUUUUAUUGAUCCAUUGGACAUUGAUUGCAUGAAAUGUCAAUUGCUUACUAGACUUCGAAAAUACAAUAUUUUUUGUGGUUUAUUGUAUUAUAAAGAGAGCUUGUGAAAUGCUUUAAUCACAGUGGAACUGUUUCCUAAGCAAGCAAAAUUAUGAAAAAACACAAUAAAUAUUGUGACAUACAUGAAGUUUGUAUUGUAAAAUCACUUAAAAACUUAAACAAGUACAUGUACUGUUAUUAUAUAUAAUAAAA
Branchiostoma floridae (Florida lancelet) is the source of this 2207-nucleotide messenger RNA. Its product is annotated as HSPB1-associated protein 1-like. Lineage: Eukaryota; Metazoa; Chordata; Leptocardii; Amphioxiformes; Branchiostomatidae. The transcript has 8 exons. The coding region runs from base 325 to 1929 and encodes 534 amino acids. Gene Ontology annotation, molecular function: 2-oxoglutarate-dependent dioxygenase activity. The record is from RefSeq and is a predicted model, not a curated record.